Messenger RNA from Coregonus clupeaformis (lake whitefish), 3377 nucleotides. RefSeq names its product atypical kinase COQ8A, mitochondrial-like. Gene Ontology annotation, molecular function: kinase activity. Gene Ontology annotation, biological process: ubiquinone biosynthetic process. Gene Ontology annotation, cellular component: extrinsic component of mitochondrial inner membrane. NCBI's taxonomy places the organism in Eukaryota, Metazoa, Chordata, Actinopteri, Salmoniformes, Salmonidae. The record is from RefSeq and is a predicted model, not a curated record.
AAAGGACCUUGACAAUCACGGUUUUGAGUUGGUAAACAUCGUUGACCUCAUGGUGGGGGACGAGGCUGCAUUGAAAAUACAUCCAGACGUUCGUAAUUACUGGGGGUGUGAGGGAGACCCAUCAUGGCAGGUGACAUGAUGUUGGUGAUGCUUGGCUUGACCAAGCUGAGCCAGGCGGUAAUAGAGACUCAGGCCAUCACACUGCGUAUUGGAGGAGCCCAGGCCAUGGCCCAGAGCAUGCAGAUGACUGCAGAGCAGAGCCUGGUAGUAGCCAUGCAGAAGAUGCAGGAGUUUUGUGGGCAGCAGCAAAGUGUGUCUGAUGACUUCCCAGCAGACAUGGACAGCAAGUAUGACUUCUCCGGAGCAGAGGGGAGCAGCAUGGACCGUGGGGAACACGUAGGGUCAGGGUUCAGGGAAGAGGGACAAGGCUUCUCCUCAGAGGGGAUGGGGACCACAGACCGAGCGACCUGCGGGACGUACAACGGCCAGGCCUCAGUCAAAUCCAAGCUGUUUGAGGGCUACAAGAACCCCAACAGCCAGUUCUCAGGACAGAUCCGUUCCUACCUAUCCUAUAGAUCCUACCGCUCCUAUCACCAGGAUGGCUCGGGGGUUGGGGGCCUCACGGCCGAGGCCAUGGAGAAGGCCAGAGAAGCCAAGAGGAAUGAGAAACCACACAAACAAAUGCUCAGUGAAAGAGCACGAGAGAGAAAGGUACCAGUGACACGGUUAGGGAGACUGGCUAAUUUUGGAGGUCUGGCUGUAGGACUGGGUUUCGGAGCACUGGCUGAGGUAGCCAUGAAGAGUAUGAGGCCAACUGACAAGACUGUUCUGGACUCCAGUCCGUUCCUAUCAGAGGCUAACGCAGAGCGGAUCGUCAGGACACUGUGUAAGGUCCGUGGCGCUGCACUCAAACUGGGACAGAUGCUCAGCAUUCAAGAUGAUGCCUUCAUCAACCCCCAGCUGGCCAAGAUAUUUGAGCGUGUGAGACAGAGUGCAGACUUCAUGCCCAUCAAGCAGAUGACGAAAUCCAUCAACAACGACCUUGGCCCUAACUGGAGGGACAAGCUGGAUUCGUUUGAGGAGCGGCCGUUUGCUGCGGCCUCCAUCGGACAGGUCCAUCUGGCUAAGAUGAAGGAUGGCAGGGAGGUGGCCAUGAAGAUCCAGUACCCCGGAGUGGCUAAAAGCAUCGACAGUGACGUCAACAACCUGAUGACUCUCCUCACCAUGAGCAACGCACUGCCUGAAGGUCUCUUCCCUGAGCAUCUGAUUGAGGUGAUGAGCAGAGAGCUGGCACUGGAAUGUGAUUACAUAAGAGAGGCCAAAUGUGCCAAGAAAUUCCAGGAGCUGCUGAAAGACCACCCGUUCUUCUACGUACCAGACGUAAUAGACGAGCUGAGCAGCAACGCCGUCCUCACCACAGAGCUGGUCCCCGGCUUCCCUCUGGACCAGGCUGAACAACUCUCCCAGGAACUCAAAAACGAGAUCUGUGAGAAUAUCCUGAAACUUUGUUUAAGGGAGCUGUUUGAGUUCAGAUACAUGCAGACUGACCCCAACUGGUCCAACUUCUUCUACGACCCACAGACACACAGAGUUGCGUUGUUGGAUUUCGGAGCCACAAGAGGAUUUAGUGAGGACUUCACUGACAUUUACAUUGAGCUCAUCAAGUCAGCAGCAGAGGGAGACAGAGAGGGGGUUCGGAAGAGAUCAGUAGACAUGAAGUUCCUCACAGGUUAUGAGUCAAAGUCCAUGGUGAAUGCCCAUGUGGACGCGGUGAUGAUCCUGGGCGAGGCCUUUGCCUCCACGGAGCCCUUUAACUUCGGAGCCCAGAGCACCACGGAGCGCAUCCACAACCUGAUCCCUGUGAUGCUGAAGCAGCGCCUCACCCCGCCCCCCGAGGAGACCUACUCCCUCCACCGCAAGAUGGGCGGCUCCUUCCUCAUCUGCUCCCGCCUUGACGCCAAGCUCGGCUGCAAGAACAUGUUCCAGGAGGCCUAUAACAACUACUGGAGGGACCGCCCCAACCGACCAAGCCAGUGACGGACACCGCAGAGGGCCAAUCGCAGGGCUACAGCAGCAGGGUUAGAGAGGAUGUGUGGACUAUAAGGGGAGGGAUAUUGACCCUAGCCAGACUUGCUCUGCUGUUAAUGUAAUGUAUAUGGAUGGCAUUUUUUUCCUCGUCCCUCCCCCGAACCAGAAUCUGUGUUUAUGUAUGUGUGUGUGUGUGUGUGUGUAUGUAUAUGUAUAUUUUUUUUUUGUGUGUGUGCGUGUGUUAUUAGGAGUAUAUUAACCAUGGCUGUCCAGUUAACAUAUUCACAAGAUGUAUCAGAUGGUUGGUUGUAUAGGUUGAGUUAACUGGGAUAAAUGCCAUGAUGUGUGUCUGAGAGAGAAUUGUAAAGCUAUUGUGAAAUCAAGACAGUUGGUUUCUUGUGACGUGGGGAUAUGAUACUGUCUAAUGGGCAUAAAACCAGUGGUCAUGAUGAGACAAGUUAAAUAUGUUGAAGAACAGAUAAUAUACUGUUAAUGACCCAUAUUCUCCAGCAUGUGGCAGUAGUUCUAAUGUCCUAUGAGGACAAAACAAAUGAUAAUAUGAUGCAUACAGAAGUCUAAAAGGACGUUUUUCAAGUUUUUAGUCGCACUUAUGCAUAGUGCACACAUUACCAGGGUACAGACCAAUUCCUGUUGAGGGGGAGGAUUUGAGGACAAUCUCCUGUUAAGCCUAUCCCUAUAAACACAUUACAUUUGGGCCACCUGAAAUAUCAUAAUAGAUUUAUCAAUGAUAUGCACUGUCAAAACAUUAUUGCACUGUGUCAAGACACACUUAUUUCUGCAAGGUGGAGAUGGUUGAUGGAUGGAUCAUUGGACAUGGCCUUACUUCCAGUGCCUGAGGAAAUAAGAACAUGUAUUCUCAUUGACUGAUCUACUUUACCAUGGGCCUGUAGCACCAAAAUGGAGUGUUUUGGCACCAAAGUGUUCUUCCUGUGGCCUGGUGGGCUUAUGACAUUUUGACUAUAGUGUCGUUUAUUAACAGUGGGGAGUGACAACAGCAGGUUUUGCAUCAGUUGACAAAACUAUCAUACUAAGUAUCAAAACCGUGCUGUUUUGUCAUAAAAGCCUGUCUUUACUUUGUGAUGAAACGAUGGUUGAGGCAAGAGAAAAGUGAUCCUAAAUCACUUUUUUUGUGUGAAAAUAUAGUAUUUCUAUAUGCCUAUAGUAUUUCUAGAAGUUUGUUUAGAAAUGAAUGCCGCUAUGCAUCUUUAUAUUGAUAUCAGAAGAAGAGUUUUAAAAAAAUAUGAUUAGUUUUUCUAAGCAAUGACAUUCUUACCAAGGGUUGUGAUUAAUAUGAAAAUAUAAACAUUUUGACUCAACACUUGCCCUAA